AACAUGCUUGAUUCUUUAUAACAGAUAAUUUAUUUGGAAAAAUUGUAUGAGAAAACACAGGAUUUCCCAGGGACAAUGAAGCAAUUUGUUAAAGCGGAAGCGAGAAACCACAAAGUCGUGAAAAGGGAAUUAAGAAUUUAAAUAAUUUCUUAGAGAUUGGAUAAAUUACAUUCCAUGGUAUUACACAAGCUUUGGCUUCUCUCUCUGGAGGAGUCCCUUCCCACAAACACUGUCAUAUCAUUUCUUUCAGAUUCUGAGACUCCAGCAGGAUGUCUUACCAACAGCAGCAGUGCAAGCAGCCCUGCCAGCCACCUCCUGUGUGCCCCACGCCAAAGUACCCAGAGCCAUGUCCACCCCCAAAGUGCCCUGAGCCCUGCCCACCACCAAAGUGUCCAGAGCCCUGCCCACCUCAGCAGUGCCAGCAGAAAUGUCCUCCGGUGACACCUUUCCCACCCUGCCAGCCAAAGUGUCCACCCAAGAGCAAGUAACAGCUUCAGGAUUCAUCAGGACCAUGAAAGGAUAAGGAUAUUUGGCUCACCUCGUUCCACAGCUCCAGCU
Mandrillus leucophaeus (drill) is the source of this 558-nucleotide messenger RNA. Its product is annotated as small proline-rich protein 2E-like. The record is from RefSeq and is a predicted model, not a curated record. The coding region runs from base 270 to 488 and encodes 72 amino acids. Gene Ontology annotation, cellular component: cornified envelope. NCBI's taxonomy places the organism in Eukaryota, Metazoa, Chordata, Mammalia, Primates, Cercopithecidae. The transcript has a single exon.